AGCGUUGUGUGCGCAGCGUGUGGCUGCUGCUGCUGCUGCUGCUGAUGGUGGUGAUGAUGAGAGAAGCGGCAGGUCACCUAUAGCUAAACAAAUCUUUACAGCAGAGAUCCGGCGGCUCGGAUGCGACUUUAAAGCGUGUAAAGAACAAUAAACACCGACCUCAGCUGCCAGUUUUGAAUGUGGUAGAUUGUCCUGCAUUUUCUUUGCCUGCGUUGCUCUUUUCUGGUGAAAGAACUGGGAAAACAAAAGGUGUAACUUGAAAAGUGCUCAGGCGGGCACGUGAUAGAAGUCCGGAUUGAUUUGGCACAAGUAAAGAUGUCCAAAUGGGUCUCGUCGCAAUGGGAUUUGAGUUGAAGAACACGUAACCACUCAGAAGUCACCCCGAUUCAACCCGUUGUUAAGGUAACUGGGAACUUGAAAAGGUGUCCUUUUUUUUCUUUUUUCUUUCUUUUUUUUGACCGCUGGGAUGUUGUGAGCGACGCGUCGCCUGGGAUAGAAGGAGCGGGGACGCAGAAGGAAAAGGGGCACCAGAACUGGACGAGCACCGGAGGGAUUAUGGCUCUCGCAACGUUUUCACUCAGCCUCAUCACGCUGGCGCUUACAAACUUGCACCUUACAAGAGCCAGCAAUCGGCAUGCGGUGUACUGGAACAGCUCAAACCUGCUGCUUCGAAGGGAAGGAUACACGGUGCAAGUCAGUGUCAACGACUACCUGGACAUCUACUGCCCGCACUACAACUCCAGUCUGCGGGGGACGCUAGAGCAUGUCAUAGCCGAGCAGUAUAUUCUCUACAUGGUCAACUACCGUGGCUACCGCACCUGCGACCCCCAGAUGGGCUUCAAGCGCUGGGAGUGCAACCGGCCCCACGCACCCCACGCACCCAUCAAGUUCUCUGAGAAGUUCCAGCGUUAUAGCGCCUUCUCCCUGGGUUACGAGUUCAAUGUGGGCCAGGAGUACUACUACAUCUCCACACCCACGCACCACCACCACGGCCACAGCUGCCUGAGACUGAGAGUAUUCGUCUGCUGCUCCACUGUCUCCCAGGCAGACGAUGACUCCAGUCAGACUUCUCCCGAGUACACAGUCAGGCCAAACAUCAAAGUACACAACAUUGAUGAAUACAACCCUGAAGUCCCCAAGCUGGAGAAAAGCGUUAGUGGCAGCAGCCCUUCACGUGACCGCCUUCUUCUCACCGUGGGGAUGCUGCUCGUGUCUGCCGUCCUUUUGUCCUAGCAACAGUCACUGACCGGCACUUCGUGCAUAGCUGGACCCGCCUUGUGCAAAGGGCUUUGUAUCCACCAAGUUUGUGAUUACGUAAAAUCUGACAGAAACGCAGACGAGAGUCGAGCAGCGGUGCAACAGAACCACAAUCAAAAGGACACAGACAAAAAAAAAACAAUAAAAAAAAAAAAAAAAACAAACAAAAAAAACUUUAACUUAGCUUAAUGGACUUUAAAAAAAAGAGAGAGGCCUUUUUGCUGUCAUAUUUACACCAGUGUAUUUUGACACUCCAUGUGCUCCAUAGUGUAGGGGUUUACACAUUCACCUAACAAGAGAAAGAUUCCCAUUUCCCAGGAGGAGACACAUCCGUUGGGGGUUGUGUCAGGAGGGUCAUCCGGUGUGAAAAUCUGCCAAAUCAAAUAUGCGGAGCUACUGGCUGUGGCCUUAUCCCUUGUGAAUAAGGGAGCGGUCGAAAGUAGCUUCUUAUGUGUUGCUGGAUAUCAUUAUCACAUCAAUACCACAUUUCGUGCAGGUGUUGAGACCGAAACAAUACUCAGAAUCAGACUUUCUGUGCUGCUCUGAUGCCUGAGGAGAAUAAGAGAACUGACUUGUAAUAUGUUGGGUGCAGACUACACGCUCUUACUGUAGCAUGGAUAUCAAAUAACCUGAGGAAUUUAAGCUGCUUUGUCUUCAAGGAUAUUGCAACUUUGAGCUUUGAAGAAGAUGGGGAAACCUGGACCACAGACCUAGUGUGAUGAUGCAUUAAACCAAACUUUGAUGUAGUAAUGAGCAAGAUGGACUCUGGAUCUCUACUGAUCUUACCUGGGAUAUAAUCAGUCAUGAUGAGAACUCCCGCUGUUGCGCUGGAUAUUGAAGAAUGUUUUCACACUAAUGUGAGGAAGCUGGUGGUAAUAACAGUCCAAGAAAGGGGGAAAGACUCUGUGAGGAUUACCACAGGCCUUUCAAAAAUCCAUUUUCACCAGACAUCAAAAAAUACCCCUAGCUUUGUGAUAGGUACAGAUGCAAAGCCUGCAUUUCUUAGAAGGUAGCAAGUGCCCUCUUAGAACUAGUCUUUUGUCUGCAUCUCCUGCCUUCACACUGUAACAACCCUAGAAAAGUACAGACCCAGGACUAGUAAUUUGACGGCACUUAGAUGUGGUAGACGUGGUAGAUGUGUGUUUUGUUCUGACGCAUUUACCUUCAGCACUUGGCGUAGAUUUUCCGGAUGUCAAACCUUUUGCUGCAAUCAGCACAGUGAUUCAGAACGUCACAAAUUUACAAUUCUUAAAAAAAAAAAAAAAUGAAAGAAAGAAAAUCUCACAGCAGCAAGUCCCCUUUUUAAUCCCAGUCAACCCUGUCUGUUCCUUUUCCACAGCCAAUCAGUGCUGAUGGCCAUUAACAGCAGUCACAGUCACCUUGGAAACAACCCCAUACAGUCGCCAAAGUGCGGCUGGUGCCUGAGGAGAAAUUGUGCUUUGAGUCUCAAAGUAACGCUGCCGCCAUUUUGUUAAAAAAUAAAUAAAUAAAUGAAUUAAAAAAAACAAAACACUUGUGAAUGUGCAAAUAAAGAGAAGUUCACUUUUUUAUAUUGUAAUACAGGACAACGUAGGCUUAAUCAGAUUACAACGUGUGCUUUUUUUAAUUUAUUUGAUCUUAAAAUGUAUUUAUUUUAACAUUAAAGUAUUUAUUUACCUAAUUUAUUAGUGUGCAUUUGUAGGCCUCUGCUCAAUAAGCUACUGUGCCAUUUUUUGAUUCUUAUUCUUUAUGUUUUUAUUACAGUGAAUUUUUUACUGCAGCGUUUUGCUUGUGUAGAUAAAUAGAUGUAACUCAGCCUGACACAAAGAGAAGGUUAUUGUUCAUGACUAAUCAGUAGGGACAUACACGCAGUAACCCCACUCUCAUGUAACAGAUACUGCUUACCAGAUUAUGUUGCUGAAGAGCAUGUCAUAAACCAACUGUGAAUGCAUAGGCAGACUACGUGGAUCGAGGGGCAGCAUUUCUCAAGUGUUGCACUUGAGAAAUGAGGGAAGUCUGCAUUGUAAUGUAUAUUUAUAAUACAUGCCGGUUGUGGAAUGUGUGUGUGCGUGUGUACAGGUGCGCGAGAGGUGGCGUGCAUGCGUGCGUAAGAGCGAGCGAGAGAAAGAAAAAAAAAAAAAAAACGUGUGUGUGUGUGCACAUUUGUGCGUAUGUAUGUAGAAUGUGUUCGUCCGCGCUUUUCAAGUAUGUGGCAUUUAGGAAUUUCGUACUCAUUAAGGAGUCAUUUGUAGGAUCUGAAUAUGCAAGUGCGUAUGAGAGAAUGUGCUCUUCUGUAAUGUUAGUUUAUGUUACGGGGUGAAAGCGGGGAAACGGGCGAAAAGCAUUUACUGAUGUUGAAGACAACCACAAGAAACGUGUUUACGUUUGAUGAGAAUGAUUAAACAACUGUAAAUUGAACCAAGAAUGAUUAAAACA
This is a messenger RNA of Archocentrus centrarchus (flier cichlid), 3672 nucleotides long. It is a transcript of the gene efna3a, whose product is annotated as ephrin-A3a. The record is from RefSeq and is a predicted model, not a curated record. Gene Ontology annotation, cellular component: plasma membrane. Gene Ontology annotation, biological process: axon guidance; ephrin receptor signaling pathway. Gene Ontology annotation, molecular function: ephrin receptor binding. Lineage: Eukaryota; Metazoa; Chordata; Actinopteri; Cichliformes; Cichlidae. The transcript is spliced from 5 exons. The coding region runs from base 556 to 1233 and encodes 225 amino acids.